UUUGUUUCUGGCCAUAAAGGCUGUGCAUGGGGACGGAUGCAGGACGAAGCUAAGCUAAUAAUCCCGUCGUUGCUGUUAAUUCACAGAUGACACCGGGCUAAUGGCUGUGCCGGAAUGAGGCUUUUUAGGGAACCGGAUGCAUUCCAUCAUGGCAUGACAUGAGUUUAGUCUAUGUUUAAAUACAGCAGUGCACUUUUGAGAGGUCUGUUCAAUUUCCGUGUUCAGCCGUAUUAAUAAUCUAUUCAACUUUAGUAUAGAAAUGUGAAACUAUUCAGUAGAGCACAAUCUACCUUAUCCCCCCCUUGGUCAGCAGCCACAAGGUCAGACACACUGAGUGCAAACUCACUCAAACACCAAUCAUAUGCACCGAUGACAGCUUUAAUUGAAUUGGAAAGCCGGCUCCAUUAUGGGGCUGAGUGUCUAGCUCACUUCCUUAUGGGGUCAUGUUGCUGCAGGUGCUGUAAACUGGGGCAAGAGAGGAAGGAAUGGUGAAUAAAAGGAGGUAGAAGGAUGCCAGCUGAGCCCCUCAUCCCUCUGCUUCCGCCACCGCUGCCAGCUUCAGACUAACGAGAGAUAAGAAAAUGGCUCAGUCCUUGAGGAGGCCGGAGAUUUUGGGAGCCAUGGACCACGAGCACAAGAGGGACAAGGGCAGGAGCAGCUACUUUGGCAACGUCAAGAGCAGGCUGGGUUCCAAGCUUCCUCCUGGCGUCUCUCAGCCUCCACAGUUCGCUAAGCGGCCCUGGGAGACUCCGCCUCAGGCCCGAGUGAUGCAGGAGUCCACACCCAUCAGCCAGCGUCAGCACCAGCCCAUCAUGGGCCGGCCUCUCAACCACAUCCCCCACAUCAGAAACCCCAAGCUGCGGCAGUACUACCUGCAAGGUGCCCCGGCCGUGUUGGAUAUCUCCAGGCAGGGCGCAGGCUGUUUGCAUUUGAAUAGAGGGACCUCAUGGGAUCUGAGCAGUACUGCAGUGAAGCAAGAACAUAUGGCUAGAAUGUCAGAUGACAGCACAGGCAGCAGGGGUCUCCAUGGGGACACAGUGUUCAGCAUCUCAUCUCAGUUCAACAGUAACGGUCCGUCCUCCGCAGAACUGAGCCACUGUCCCUCCCAUGCCUCUUCAAAUGUACCCUCUUCAUCUGCUGCUCUCAUCACUGGAGAGCAGCUGGUCGCACCAAAGGGAAAAAACACUUCCACCGGUCAAGGAUCGUCUAAACCACGGCUGAACUCAGGCUCUGAUCCGAAAGAGAAGCCACAGGCGGAGACGGACGGAGAGUGUUUGGACAUGCUCCCUGCUCCACCACACUCCCCCUCACCAGAGGCAGAAUAUGACAAACUACUGGAUGUGGAGGCGGUGCCGUUGCCUGAUGGACAGCUCUGCUUAUUGGCUCUCCCACCAGAGUGCUGCCAGGGGGAGGGGCCGGGGGCCACGCCGUAUCUCAAACUUUUCUGCCGCUAUAUCACCGACCGCAAGGGGGUCGUUUCCGGGAUCCUGCUGGUGACUUCCAAUAAGAUCUUCUUUGACCCGUGUAAGACUCUUACUCUGGUGAAGGAGCACGGCUGUGAGGAGUACCUCCUGUCAUGUUCUCUUGACAGCCUGGCAUCCGUGGCCUUCUUCUCUGACAUCUCACACAUUCACUUCAACACCUCCCAGCAGAGAAGAAAAGGAAGGACAUUUUUCCAGAAACUGAAAACCACCAAGAGCCGCGCAGACAGCUUCCCAAACCACAAGGGGGAGUCACUUCCAGCUCUGGUGUCUGCAGCCUCAUCGGAUUUGUCCUGUCUGGAUCUGAGCCCGACCAAAGAGGUCUCUGGAGAUGAGGAGGCCGGGACCAGGGACAUGGCAGAGCUGGAGCCUGUCGGCAGUUCGCUGGAGCUGCUGUCUGAGGCGUCUGUCGGAGACCUGGGAGUGGCUGUCCUGAGCAGCACCGCCGCCUCCUUCUGCUGCGGAGGUCAAGAGGAGGCGGGUAAAGUGAAGACGGAACCGCUUCAAGCUGAUGACGCCAAGAAGAGUGAGACCGCAGUGCCUCAUAGAUCGUCAGCAGGUAGUUCCGGGAGCCUGAUGUUUGUGCGCCUACGGGUUCAAACGUCUGCGGGAAAGAGACAAGGUGUUGGAGGUCUUCACCUGGGGUCAGCCAAAACAUUACCCCGAAGAGACGCCUGGCUCGCCCUUUCACAAGAAAGCUCGGACGAGCUGUACGCCUACCUGACACACUGUCGACCGGACCUGUGUAUACUUGAGGGGGAGGGGGGCGAUGAGGAGGGGGAGGGGGAGGCGGACCGUGACGAAGAGGAGUUUGUACUGAUUGAGGACAAAGAGGAGGAGGAGGAGGAUGAGGUGUUCCAGAGGCACCGCGGCUCAGGGGAAGACUGGGAGAUGGUGCUGAUGGAAGAGAACGGGGACAAGCCGACCCUGGUCGUUGACAGGGAACCUGAAGGUCUCAGUAAUAUCGUAGAGAGCAGCCACAUUUUGGAAGCGUCACAUGUUCGAGAGUUAUGUAAGGAACUCCCCCCCCGGACAGUGAGCUGCACCUGGCAGCUGGCUUACAGUACGUCCCGGCACGGCUCCAGCCUCAAGUCGCUCUACAGAAAACUCGGUGGCACAGACUCCCCUGUGCUUAUUGUCAUCAAGGAUGCACUUGAUGAGAUAUUCGGGGCCUUCCUCUCUCAUCCCCUGAGGCCCAGUGAGACAUUUUACGGCACCGGGGAGACGUUUCUCUUUAUGUUGCACCCUCGCUUCAAGUGCUUCAGAUGGACGGGAGAAAACUCUUUCUUCAUUAAAGGAGACUUGGACUCCUUUGCCAUUGGUGGAGGCAGUGGGCACUUUGGUCUGUGGGUGGAUGAGAAUUUGUACCAGGGCCACAGCAGCCCCUGCUACACGUUCAACAACUGCUGCCUCUCAGAAACUGACGACUUCCGAGUCAUGGAGCUGGAGGUGUGGACGUUCAACUGAGGGGGCGGAGAGACUCGCCACGUCGCGGCGAUUCGGCUUCAUUUAGACAGCAUUUAUCACUCGCAGCUUCUAGCUCACUUCAUGGUAACAUCCAUUUAAAAAGAAAGCAUAAAAAACUCAUUAACUACAUACUGCAGGAUGUGAGCAAAUGUGCUGGAUUCUCAUGAAGGGGAAUGAUACCCAACAAGGCUGAUCUUGACCAGCUCGCUGUCCCAGAGUGGGGUCUAACGCUGGACCGUUUUUAACGGUUGACUUAUUCCCGUGGGUUUUCGGACACCAAACGGAGUUGUGCUGAAAAUGUGAAGAGCUGGACUGCUACGAAACUGGAUUAUUUGAAUCUUCAUUUUUGGACGAAGUGAGUUACAAGUCUGGGAAAAUGCACUUUGCUCUCGAUGUGAAUCAGUAACUUUAUGAACAAGAUGGUACACCCGUCUAAUGCAUGUCCCCACUUUCACACAGAUGUGUUCAGUCGAGGCUGAACCCCUGAAACAGACUGGAGUCGUCUAAAGAAUGGAUCUCUAACCCUGCACGUGUACAGCCCCAAGUCCCACUGACGUAAUCCUUCUCUCAGUCAAUGUUCAUUUCUAUGGGUUUGUCAUCAUUAGCAUCAUAACUUACCCUUGAAAAUAAUCAUGACAACACUGGGAAAAAAAACAACUACUUGCAAUGACAAGUCCUGAUUCAUGACUAUUCGGAACUGUUUUUUCAUUUCAAGUGAUGACUGACUCACACACUGUUGUGGUGUAUUAUUACUGCAAAUUAAUGCAGUUCUGUUGUAUCUGUAACAUGCUCUCGCUCAGAUAGCCCCGGUCUACUUUGCUUACUUUGUACAGUAUUGUAGAUUAGUCAUUAAAAAUCAGCACAAUGUGAAAAGGCCA
This is a messenger RNA of Scophthalmus maximus (turbot), 3826 nucleotides long. RefSeq names its product oxidation resistance protein 1. The transcript has 16 exons. The record is from RefSeq and is a predicted model, not a curated record. The coding region runs from base 582 to 2948 and encodes 788 amino acids. NCBI's taxonomy places the organism in Eukaryota, Metazoa, Chordata, Actinopteri, Pleuronectiformes, Scophthalmidae. Gene Ontology annotation, cellular component: nucleus. Gene Ontology annotation, biological process: response to oxidative stress; regulation of transcription by RNA polymerase II.